CGUUCCCUCUUAUGCACUGGCUAUCUUCGACUCUUCUUCUUCUACUGCGUCGAACCUAAUGUUGACUUCGAUCGCAUAAGGAAAACAAUAAUCCUUCCCUCUGGGCCUCUGCCAUUUCCAUACCCACGUGCAUCUCCCAACAUGGCCAAUCGACCGACUGCACCAGAACCUUUCCCAUCCUUCAGAGACGACGAUGAGGUCCCCUAUCAACGACCCGCGACCGGGACCGAGCCUACCGGAGACGGUAGCUCGAGUCGCCGAGGGUCCAUCACAUCGCGCAUGUCCACGAAGGCACGCACUCGGACAGGCUCCCUCGUACAAUCGUUCAUAGAGAGCAAUCCUCCUCUUGGAAUGUGGCAGGCCACAGGAGAAGUGGGCUCCAAGAUUCCCACCCUGCCCGAGAUCAGAAACGGCGCGUUCGCAAACGAAGGCUGGACGCACGAAGGACAGAUGGAACAUCGUGGUACAAACCCGCACCAAAUCCACAAGCAGCGGAUGCAGAGGACUAGUUCUGCUAGUACGAGGACGAGAAAGAGUUCGAUAUCUGCGGCAGGCGUACAACCUUCCAUCGCGGAAGAGAGACAUGAGUUCUUUCCCAAACGAACGCCGACUUUCCAGCAGGAGACGCUGCACGAGGAACCUACGAUCAGGCAGUCGCGUGUUGAAGACAUCCAGCCGGCACAGAGCAUUGGCGAGAAACGCCGCGACAGGGCGCAGACACAGGAGAAGGAUACCUCCAUGGCCUCAUCACAGCGAGAAACAGAGGGCCAGAAUGUGCCCAUACAAGGUGGGCCCGACGAGACAGGCACGUAUCCCAACGGCUAUCGCUUCCCCAAGAAACACAGCUGGGGGCAGUCGACCAUGAUCGGCCUGCGCGCCUUCUGGAAAUUCCUCCUCACUCCUUUCGGUUUCGUCAUCACAAUCUACGGCCUCAAUGUCGUCGGCUGGGGUGCCAUGAUCUUCUUUGUCCUACUCAACGCCGCCCCAGCCAUGUGCCAUCCCACCUGCAAUUCCAACGACAGCGCUCGCAAGAAAUGGAUAGAGAUCGACUCGCAGGUUCUGACGGGAUUGUUUUGUGUCACCGCUUUCGGCCUCCUACCCUGGCGAGUCAGGGAUCUGUAUUAUGUCUUGCGCUGGCGCAUUGGCAAGAACAACAACUACCACCGCCGGCUGGCGGGUGUCUACAGAGGAUGGUACCGUCUUCCCGGCUCCGAUCAGCUGCCACUAGACAUUGGCCCUCCACCAGUAUACAACAAAAAACACCCACAGACACCAGAAUCGCCUCCCGCCUUUACAGAAGAGGAGAUCGCUGAGCUGGAGACGAAUCCUGCCAUACCGUUGCCCGCCACGUCUAUGCCAGAACCUCCAUUGACAGGCCUUCGAGCGCCACCAUCCAAAGGCUGGUACCUCGACUUCAUCGCUUGGAUGUACAUGUUUAACACCUGGUUCCAAGUCUGCUUGUGUGUCUGGAUGUGGCAUUGGGGCCGUAUCAAUCGUCCGAGUUGGGGGACUGGACUUUUCAUCACAUUGGGAUGUUUGGUCGCAAUCUUCGCAGGUCUUCUCGUCUUUAUCCAAGGAAACAAAGUGAAGCGCAUUGAAGGUAUACCAGUGCAGGAGUAUGACGUGUUGGAGUCUGUCGACGAUUACCAGGAGCGUAAGGCCAAGGAGGACGCGAAAGAAGCCAAGAAGACGGCCAAACAAGAGAAGCAUCAUCAUUUCCGACAUAAUGAUACGCACAGGGUUGUCCGAUCCGAGAAGCUCAAAGGUCACCAAUGGUUUACUCGGCAUUGAAAGUGGCUCAGGUUGAUAGUGUUAAGAUUGUUAUAUGCUGGAGACUAGUUUGUGCUUGAAGCUGCCUUCAAGGCCCCUUUGG
Molecule: messenger RNA, 1873 nt
Organism: Exophiala viscosa
Lineage: Eukaryota; Fungi; Ascomycota; Eurotiomycetes; Chaetothyriales; Herpotrichiellaceae
Exons: 2
Coding region: 142-1791 (549 amino acids)
Source: RefSeq, a predicted model, not a curated record